Diabrotica virgifera virgifera (western corn rootworm) is the source of this 1959-nucleotide messenger RNA. RefSeq lists its product as uncharacterized. The coding region runs from base 1 to 1959 and encodes 652 amino acids. Lineage: Eukaryota; Metazoa; Arthropoda; Insecta; Coleoptera; Chrysomelidae. The record is from RefSeq and is a predicted model, not a curated record. The transcript has 10 exons.
AUGACGCGAAUCCAGUCAGUUCCUUAUCAGAACCGAGGGCGUGGAAGUAAACGCGGAGGUCCUAAAAGACAAGCUUAUCAGGAUCAGCGAAACGAAGACUUCGUAAAAACGAAAACAUUAAUUAGGCAUUGUAGUAGUGUCACAACCUCUACUACAAGUGGUUUAGCUGUAGAUCACUUCAGUACAGUCACAUUGGACUUCAUGAAUCCAAUCGAUCCAUUCACAAGCGAGGUAGGUCUUGUAGAGGAUGUAGGUAGCUCGAUUGAGCCCAAUACGACUGAAGAGAAAGAUAACCAAAAAACUGAUGCUCCACAGGACGAGAUAGCGACUGCAAUACCCGGUAGUAGUGUCACAAACUCUGGUACAAGUGGUUUAGCUGUAGAUCACUUCAGUACAGUCACAUUUGACUUCAUGAAUCUCAUCGAUCCAUUCACAAGCGAGGCAGGUCUUGUAGAGGAUGUCGGCAGCUCGAUUGAGCUCAAUACGACUGAAGAGAAAUUCACACAUAUAGCGACUGCAAUACCCGGUAGUAGUGUCACAAACUGUGGUACAAGUGGCUUAGCUGUAGAUCACUUCAGUACAGUCACAUUGGAGUUCAUGAAUCCCAUCGAUCAAUUCACAAGCGGGGUAGGUCUUGUAGAGGAUGUCAGUAGCUCGAUUGAGCUCAAUACGACUGAAGGAAGACUUUAUAAUAACUGGAAACAACCUCUAUCAUAUUAUCUACAUUGUGAUCUAUUGGUUAGCGAGAUAGCGACUGCAAUACCCGGUAGUAGUGUCGAAACCUCUGGUACAAGUGGUUUAGCUGUAGAUCACUUCAGAACAGUCACAUUGGACUUCAUGAAAUACAUCGAUCAAUUCACAAGCGAGGUAGGUCUUGUAGAGGAUGUCGGAAGACUUUAUAAUAACUGGAAACAACCUCUAUCAUAUUAUCUACAUUGUGACCUAUUGGUUAGCGAGAUACCGACUGCAAUACCCGGUAGUAGAGUCGCAACCUCUAGUACAAGUGGUUUAGCUGUAGAUCACUUCAGUAUAGUCACAUUGGACUUUACGAAUCCCAUCGAUCAAUUCACAAGCGAUGUAGGUCUUGUAGAGGAUGUCGGUAGCUCGAUUGAGCUCAAUACGACUGAAGAGAAAUUCACACAUAUACCGACUGCAAUACCCGGUAGUAGAGUCGCAACCUCUGGUACAAGUGGUUUAGCUGUAGAUCACUUCAGUACAGUCACAUUGGACUUUAUGAAUCCCAUCGAUCAAUUCACAAGCAAGGUAGGUCUUGUAGAGGAUGUCGGUAGUUCGAUUGAGCUCAAUACGACGAAGAAAAAUUCACACAUCGAGAUAGCGACUGCAAUACCCGGUAGUAGUGUCACAAACUCUGGUACAAGUGGUUUAGCUGUAGAUCACUUCAGUACAGUCACAUUGGACUUUAUGAAUCCCAUCGAUCAAUUCACAAGCAAUGUAGGUCUUGUAGAGGAUGUCGGUAGCUCGAUUGAGCUCAAUACGACGAAGAGAAAUUCACACAUCGAGAUACCGACUGCAAUACCCGGUAGUAGAGUCGCAACCUCUAGUACAAGUGGUUUAGCUGUAGAUCACUUCAGUACAGUCACAUUGGACUUUAUGAAUCCCAUCGAUCAAUUCACAAGCGAGGUAGGUCUUGUAGAGGAUGUCGGUAGCUCGAUUGAGCUAAAUACGACUGAAGAGAAAUUCACACAUUGUGAUCUAUUGGUUAGCCAGAUACCGACUGCAAUAUCCGGUAGUAGAGUCGCAACCUCUAGUACAAGUGGUUUAGCUGUAGAUCACUUCAGUACAGUCACAUUGGACUUCAUGAAUCCCAUCGAUCAAUUCACAAGCAAGGUAGGUCUUGUAGAGGAUGUCGGUAGCUCGAUUGAGCUAAAUACGACUGAAGAGAAAUUCACACAUGUAAAAAUUAAACCUGGCGUAAAUGAUGAUAUACUAAAAAUAUAA